GGAGCCGCAGAUGUGAUAAACAGGCCGCCCCCUCCCUCCGUCCAGCCGCCGGCAGGUCGCUUCCAGCAGGUUCAGCCUCAGACUCACAGCCGCAGACGGUAACCGCCACGCUCCUCAGGCCUUUCUGCACAACAGCGGAAGAAAUUCACAGCUUGACUUCAGCUUAGUUAUUCACGGAAAUGCCCACGAUAAAACUCCAGAGCUCCGAUGGGGAAAUCUUUGAGGUGGACGUUGAGAUCGCCAAGCAGUCCGUCACCAUCAAGACCAUGUUAGAAGAUUUGGGAAUGGAUGAUGAAGGCGACGAUGACCCCGUCCCCCUCCCUAAUGUGAAUGCUGCCAUUCUCAAGAAGGUGAUUCAGUGGUGCACCCAUCACAAAGACGACCCCCCUCCCCCUGAGGACGACGAGAACAAGGAGAAGAGGACGGACGACAUUCCUGUUUGGGACCAGGAAUUCCUCAAAGUGGACCAAGGCACCUUGUUUGAACUCAUCCUGGCCGCUAACUAUUUGGACAUCAAAGGCCUCUUAGAUGUCACCUGCAAGACAGUGGCCAACAUGAUCAAAGGCAAAACCCCAGAAGAGAUCAGGAAGACUUUCAACAUCAAAAAUGAUUUCACAGAGGAGGAGGAGGCCCAGGUACGCAAAGAGAACCAGUGGUGUGAAGAAAAAUAAAGCGGAGAAUCCUGCCAACACUACCACACUGAGAGGAUUGUCCCUGCUUACUGGUUGCACUGGCGUUGUUCAUACUUGUUAAUAUUUUACUUUUAGGAUAUUGACAGCCACUCUGCUCUCUAGUUCCCUUCAUUUCUGUAUCCCAAUAAUAGCAUGACCAUUUUAACUUGCCUGUGUGGUGUCAUUAAUUUAAAGAUAAAAUGCUUAUUACCGUUUUCACACACUCUACAUAAAAUAUAGUCCUGUUCUCAUGGCUUUGUAUCCUUGAAGGAG
Molecule: messenger RNA, 944 nt
Organism: Poecilia latipinna (sailfin molly)
Lineage: Eukaryota; Metazoa; Chordata; Actinopteri; Cyprinodontiformes; Poeciliidae
Gene: skp1
Product: S-phase kinase-associated protein 1
Exons: 6
Coding region: 180-671 (163 amino acids)
Biological process (GO): ubiquitin-dependent protein catabolic process
Source: RefSeq, a predicted model, not a curated record